AUGAAAGUGCCAAUGCUGAUGCUGUUCCUGUUGCUGGGUGUCGCAGGUACGACCGUUCGAGGGGAACCUUGUUUGGAGCAAGCUCGACCCCAUGCAACCCGCUGUGAUCAAUACUUCCGCUGUGUGCUACUACCAUCGGAGACCCACGUUUGGGUACCAACGCAAUGCGCAAAGGGAUUAAUUUACGAACCACAGCUUAAGACCUGUGUUGUGCCUGGUAACGACUGGGAAUGUGACUUGUCGGCCGAGGUAUUGAACGAAAGUGGCGAAAAUGUUUACGGUAUCAAUAAUCUGCCAGCGGCAUUCUAUACGGCCCCAACCGUUCAACCACUGAAACCCACGACUGUACUGGGCUCAGACAAUAUCGCAUCCGACAACUCGAUCACUGAUCAUCCACUGGCAGGCCUUCCCGCUAUCGGUAGCGACAAUGAAGGUUAUUAUAUUAUGCUGGAUCGCGAUGGAAACAAUCGGACGACUAUCUACCGCAAAUCGGAACAACACAGGGACGACGAAGGGGAAGAGGAGUUUAGCGGGGACGGACAGUUGGUUGAUGUGGAGCUAACGACCGUUUCGGUUGCUCACGAGAAACACUCUUCCGCAUUGGCGGCAACUGGAGACAAUGACGAUCUAUCACCGACUAAGUUAAACUCGUUCUUGAAUGAUUACAAAGUGAAGUCUAACAGUGCGACCUCAGUGAAGUCUAAGCGGAAACAACCCUUGCCAGCGGACGGUAAAAUUCAUCCUGACCAUAUGAUGGCCAUCAUAACCCAACAGAAGAAAUUAAACACAUAUGCUAAUCAAGUGAAGCGAAAGGGAGAUCCUACUGGUGGCGUCGGAGAUAAAUCACCAUUCUAUGAUCAACCGAUUUUCACCGGCCGCCCAGAAGGCUCGAUCAUGUUUAAUGUACCACAACGGGUUCCGGAAGAAUCGCAUAGUAAAGCUCCUCUCAUGUCUGAAGAUGUGAUCAGGAGUAUCAUUGAAAUUUCCAAACAAAUGAUGGCAAGUCAUAAACCCCACAUGGAGGAGAUGUAUGUAAAGCCAAUCUUCAUCCCAGUGUCGGUUAGCUCCUCGACGAAAGACCAUAACAGACUUCCAGACAAACCCACCAAGGUUAUGUUCCACCAAAUGUUUCCAUCGCUUUCCAACAAUACCACCCAGUUUAGUGCUAAACCGAUUGGUAUUACUAUAACGAACCCUUAUACUCUAGGUCAAGCUACGAUCUACGAUAACCUACGUGAUCAGGUCAUGAACCAUCCACAGUACUAUAAUUACCAGGCAACAGUUAUGGACGCAUACGGGAAUCGAUAUCCAUCUCAACAAUCCAUGUCCAACGUCAAUAUGUUCCCUUAUCCUCCGACGAUAGCCUAUCCCGGUUUUAACCAGCAAAACUAUCAAUAUCCCAAUGCCUACAACAACGAGUUAGAACUGACGAAUCGCCUACGAAACACGGUUGGAUAUGAAAACGAAGAUUAUUCAUCCAACGAGAAUGCACUUUCGGAAGAGGAUGAUGACGAUGAUGAUAAUGAUGAAACAUUGGCUGCAAUCCCGGAAGAAGACGAGUCGGAAUCCGUCAAGCUUUCCUCCAACGAUGACAAUGUGGAGUACGAUGAACAUGCGGAAAUGAAAAAACUCAUAUCGGUUGGCGGAAUUACGUUGAACUAUCACGAUUACAAAGACAGUAUUCUGCCGCUUCUCGACGCUAACCCGGAUGAGGUUAGAAUUUCCGUUCUAACCUGCACACUGGGGUCAAGGCAACCGAACAAAACUGACUGCACCAAGUACUAUGUGUGUAAUCCACACAACGGAGCGUUCCAGUCUUUCACGUGUCCAUCCUUUACGGCAUUCAAUGCGGAAACCCGAAUAUGUGAUACUACGACCUACAAGGAAUGUCUGAUUAAGAAAACACAGAAAACAACAACCACUACGACAACUCCUCAGUCAACCACGUUAACACGGCUGGUAGAGAUUAAACAACAGAACCAACUGACCACGGAAGCCAAUCAACUGAAGCAGGAUCUUAUGACUGCCCACAAAUACAUCGAUUUGAUCAAGAAGCAAGCCAUCAAGAUUCUCAGUCGAAACAAAGUGACAACUGAAGCCACCUCGGGAAGCAGUACCCUGGAAAGUGGAACCGUUGGAAUUACCAAUCCAACCAUGAGCAGCUUUUUACCGUCGAUCACCGCUCCAAACAUUCCGUCGACCGUAGCAACGAAGCGGCGUAAGACCAAACCGAAACGUAAAUCGAAACCCUCUGGCGGUCAUAGCAAGAAGCGAACGAAGGCCACUUCCAAAUCAGCAGCGUCAAAACCGACUACCACAACAACGACGACCACACCGAAGCCCGUUCCGAAAGCUCCCAAAUGCAAACGGAAUGGAAAGAUGCCGGAUCCGGCAGACAAGCACAACUACUACGUGUGCUACAAGGCCAAUCCGAGGAAAUUCAUCAAGACUCGGAUGGCCUGCCCGGGCCAUUUGGUAUACUGCGGGGAGACCGAGUACUGUACGAACGAGAAGGACUGCAAGAAACAAUGAGAAGUGAGUUUGUUUAUAGGAUUGU
Molecule: messenger RNA, 2557 nt
Organism: Malaya genurostris
Lineage: Eukaryota; Metazoa; Arthropoda; Insecta; Diptera; Culicidae
Exons: 2
Coding region: 1-2532 (843 amino acids)
Cellular component (GO): extracellular region
Molecular function (GO): chitin binding
Source: RefSeq, a predicted model, not a curated record